AUGCAAUCCACGCUCGCUCUCCUCCUGGGGGCGUUGGCCCUGACCAACGCGCAACCUACCCAGCGCGCUCAAGCAGCGGAGCCCUCACACGUCCCCAACGCCUACUUCGUGCACCUGCGCAACACCACCGCCGAUGGCGGACGAGCAGACCCGAAAGCAGCCUUCCACCGCAAGUGCGCUGAGAAAGCCGUAGCCUACAAUGUGCGCUACGAGUUCAACGACUCGGACCUCUUCUACGGCCUCUCCGUCAGCCUAUCCAACGACUCCGCCGUCGACGCACUCAAGUCCAUCCCCGAAGUCACGCACGUCUCCCCCGUGCGCUGGAUCCCCCGCCCGGAGCUCGACACCACCUUCGCCGACAACAGCGCCGCGGCCUUCGAAUCCAACCUCCACCACGCCGUCCGCUCGGCGGCCAGCCAUCAUGCCAAGCGAGCCACCUCGGCCGACGCGGCAGCAGUCGACUUCAACUCCGCGCACCGCCUCACCGGCGUCGACGAAGCCCACGCCGCCGGCGUCCGCGGGGCGGGCGUCAAAAUCGCCAUCGUCGACAGCGGCGUCGACCACCGGCACCCGGCGCUGGGCGGCUGCUUCGGGUCCGGCUGCAAGUUCAGCUUCGGCUACGACCUGGUCGGCGACGCCUACGACGGCUACGAUCCGUCCAAGAUCGCGCCGAAGCCAGAUCCACUAACGACAUGCCUGGGCGGCUUCCACGGCACGCAUGUGUCCGGAAUCGUCGGCAUGGACGCGACGGAGACAAACGACACGCUGUUCUCCAGCCUCGUCGGCGUCGCGCCCGAGGCCGAGCUGGGCAUGUAUCGCGUGUUUGGCUGCACGGGGGGUGCGCACGAGGACGUCAUCGUGGCCGCCAUGCAGCGCGCGGCGGACGAUGGCCCGCAUCUCAUCAGCAUGUCGCUGGGCGGCUACGCGGCCUGGGGCGGCGACCCGUCCAGCCCGUACCUCGAGCUCGUGGCGGGCCUCAAGCGGCGCGGUAUCGCUGUUGUCGCUGCUGCGGGCAAUAACGGCGAGUCCGGCCCCUUCUGGCUGAGCGACCCGGCCAUCAUGCCCGAUGCCCUGGCGGUUGCGUCUGUCGAGAACAGCGAGUUCCCGACGUACGAGCUGAGGGACGACGGGGGCGAGAGCCAUCGGUAUGGCGCCUUGUAUCCGUUCCCGAGCGGUAACUACACGGCCGUGGUUGCUGGCGAUGGCUCGGCGCAGUCGGAGUUCGGUUGCUUCAGUGAGAACUACGAGGCUCUUGCUGCGAACUUGACGGGUGACAUCUCCAACUACGUCGUGGUUGUGAAGCGAGGCUGGUGUCCCGUGACUGUCAGCCAGCAGCAAGCCGUCGCGAACGGCUUCACCAAGAUCCUGACGUUCCCUGAUCCGGACAGCGACAACAUCUUCAUCCAGGGCUACGGCGUUCCGGUCGUGGCUGUCGUUGGCAACGGGACCAUCGUGUCCAUCGGGUCUACCACUGAUUCCACGAUUUACGACGCCAUCAAGACGAAUGGCGAGGUGAAGCUGUCGUUUACGGAUAAGACCCCGGUCUUGGAAGAGCAAUUUCUAGGAGGGCAGAUGAACAACUUCAGUAGCGUUGGUCCAUCCUGGGACUUCGCCCUGAAGCCGCAAAUCGCCGCUCCGGGCGGCAACAUCAUCUCGACCUACCCGCUCGGCGGCGGCGGCUGGGCCGUCGCCAGCGGCACCUCCAUGGCGGCGCCCUACCUAUCCGGCGUCUACGCGCUGGUCAAGUCGCAGCACCCCGACCUCUCCAUCGACGAGAUCUUCGACAUCCUCAAGACGACGGCGAAGCCGCUGCUGGCGGCGGGCCGCGAGGACUACUCGCCCACGCCACAGCAAGGCGCGGGCCUGGUCUCGGCCGCGGACGCCGUGUUCCACCAGACGACGGUCUCGCCGAGCCAGUUCGAGCUGGGCGGCACGGAGAAGCUCGCGACGGUCGACACGACCAUCACGCUGCGCAACCCGACGGCCGAGGACGUGACGUACGAGCUCGGCCACACGGCGGCCAACGGCAUGGCCUUCUACCCGUACGGCAACAGCGCGCCGGACAACCUGGGCUGGAGCGACGGGCGGUACAUCAACCUGGCGCCUCUCCCCUUCGCCGCCUCGAUCAAAUUCCCCUCGUCGACCAGCGUCACCGUCCCCGCCGGCGGCUCCGCCUCCGUCGCCUUCACCGUCUCUCCACCCACCGGCCUCGACCCGAAGGAGAUCCCCAUCUACUCCGGCUUCAUAACCGCGACAUCGAGCCUCAACGAGACGCUAUCGAUCCCGUACGUCGGCGCGCCGUACGACUACGCCACAACCCCGCUCAUCGGCCUGGACCCGCCGACGCCGGGCAUCCACGACGCGAACCGGUCCGUGUUCGCGGCGCCGCAGGUGUACCAGUACGGCAGCAAGCUGGCGCAGGGGGCGCACCAGGCCUACAACUUCUACGACGACGACACGCCCGUGUUCCGCUACUCGCUGCUGCAGCCGACGCGGUGGACGCGGGUCGACGUCGUCGACGCCGCGACGGACUUCGUGCCGACGUGGUACGGCUACGAUCCCACGCAGGCGGUGACGAAUUACACGCGCACGAGCAUGACGCCAAAUGGGACGGUGGCGGGCGUCGAGGUGUUGGGGAAUAUUUACUUGUUCAGUGGCGAUACGCCGUUGACGCAGUUGUCGUUGCAGUGGAGUUUCCCGUUGAGGGAUGUGACGGGGACGACGUAUGUGGGGUUGAAGAAGGGCGGGUACAGGCUGCUGGUGCAGUGGUUGAGGUUUGGUGGGGAUGAGGAGAAGAGGGAGGAUUGGGAGAGUUGGAUGAGCGGGAUCAUUGAGUCGACGAGGGAUGCGUAUGAGGGUCCGGUGAAUGGGACUGUGGUGUGA
Molecule: messenger RNA, 2883 nt
Organism: Lasiodiplodia theobromae
Lineage: Eukaryota; Fungi; Ascomycota; Dothideomycetes; Botryosphaeriales; Botryosphaeriaceae
Product: Subtilisin-like protease protein
Exons: 2
Coding region: 1-2883 (960 amino acids)
Biological process (GO): proteolysis
Cellular component (GO): cell wall; cytosol; membrane
Molecular function (GO): tripeptidyl-peptidase activity; serine-type endopeptidase activity
Source: RefSeq, a predicted model, not a curated record